Clonostachys byssicola is the source of this 1557-nucleotide messenger RNA. NCBI's taxonomy places the organism in Eukaryota, Fungi, Ascomycota, Sordariomycetes, Hypocreales, Bionectriaceae. The record is from the annotation of a GenBank genome assembly.
AUGCGUCUUCUCAGAAAGAUGACCGCGGCAGAUGUCGUUGGCCCUGACCUGGCAGCUGUUCUCCCAGCCGAACAGAAGCCAUGGUACAAAGUCCCACACUUGAUCAAGCUCAAUCUACUCCUCUUGAUCCCACUAAUGUCUUCGGCGGCGAUCGGCUAUGACGGAUCAAUGAUGAACGGACUUCAAACACUCCCACAAUGGAAAGAACACUUCGAUAAUCCAAAGGGCGCUUUAUUGGGCGCAAUGAAUGCUGUCUACCCUGCUGGGAAAAUUGUCGCGCUUCCUCUAGUUACAUAUCUGAACGAUCGGUUCGGGAGGAAGAGAACCAUUGCCCUAGGAAUGCUGUUUUGCCUUGCGUUCCCAUUCAUGCAAGGUAUGGCUGACAAUGUGUCAACCUUCGUUGCCUCUCGAGCUAUUAUGGGUUUUGUCACAAGCUUCAUGUCUUUGCCAAGUCCCAUACUCGUCAGCGAGCUUGCAUAUCCCACGCACCGGGGGAAAGUAACGGCUCUAUAUAACACAUCCUUUUAUCUCGGUGGCAUCAUUGCGGCAUGGUGCACAUUUGGAACUUUCAAACUGGCAUCAGCCUGGAGCUGGAGGAUACCUUCCAUUAUUCAGGGUGCCAUGCCUUUUAUACAAUUUACCUUCGUAUACUUUCUUCCCGAGUCUCCCCGAUGGCUUGUAGCUAAGGGACAAAAGAGCGAAGCCCGUGCAUUCCUGGUCAAGUAUCAUGCUGGUGGAGAUGAAAAUUCACCUCUUGUUGAUUUUGAGCUAUCGGAGAUUGAGGAUGCGCUCACUUUCGAAGCCGAUACGUUAUCUCAAUACUCGUGGAUGGAUCUGAUUCGAACACCCGCCAAUCGCAAACGACUCUUGAUCACUUUCAUCAUCGGAUGGUUUGCCCAAUGGAAUGGGGUUGGCAUGAUUUCGUAUUAUCUCGCCCUGAUUCUCGAUACAAUCGGAAUCAAGGAGGCCAAAGACCAGACCUUGAUCAACGGAAUUCUGAAUAUCUGUGCCUGGAUUUGCGCCGUCUUUGGAGGCGCGCUCAUGAUCGACCGACUUGGCCGCCGGACACUCUGGCUGACGGCAACUGGCGGUAUGCUGACUUGCUAUAUUAUAUGGACAAGCCUUACUGCAACCUUUAUCAAAACAAACGACCAAAACAUCGGAAGAGUAGUCGUUGGCUUUGUCUUUCUCACAAACUGCUGCUAUGCCCUGGCAUGGUCACCCCUGCUUCACGCAUACGUGGUUGAAAUCUGGCCAUAUACCCUCCGUAGUCGAGGCGUAUCUGCUCUCUAUAUUUUCACCUUUGUUGCUCUUGUUUUUGCCAACCAGGUAAAUCCGAUCGCUAUGGCGGCUAUCGGAUGGAAGUACUACAUCAUGUUCUGCUGUAUCCUUGCUAGCCUUUUUGUUAGUAUAUGGUUUCUUUUCCCCGAAACCAAAGGCCGUGCUCUUGAGGAGAUUGGAGCUGUGUUUGGUGACAAGAUACCUAAUCUUGACGAAGAAAACGUCAAGGAUAAGGAAGGCACUCGAGUCACUGAAAUUGAGAAAAGAGCAGGCUGA